AUGGCGUCGGGCAUCGAGGAUGUGGAAAGUAUAACUGGGCGUGUGGCACAUCAAUACGACGAGGCAAAGAAGGAUUUCGAAGUAGCUCAGGCGCACCAAGAGGCUGUGAUCGAGGCCGCGUGUAUCGAUACGGAGGCUAUUCAAGAUCCUCUAACAGUCCCCGGCCUUCUCAAUUCAUCGUCUUCACCACUCUCGGAGAAAUGUGCAGAGUCUGCCCGGCAACCUAUGCUUGUAAGCGAGACCAAGACGAAAGAGGACAUAGAAGCUAGCAAUCCUGAGAAGCCAGCCGGUUCCCUCCAGUACCGAGCCAACGACUACUCGAACGUUCUCUGGCACUGGGAAGGUGAAUACACCAAUCGUCUGUCUUUAUAUGGCUGCGCCGUCAAGCGUCCUAAUGGCAGUUGGUACAUACUUGAGUGCCGGGUAUGCCAUGCGAAUCUCCCCAACAACCUGACUUCGAGAAACGGUAUUCUGGAUGGCAUCAAGGCAUUCUACGUCCACCUCCGUCAAGCUCACGGUAUGGACUUUGGUGACGAUGUCAUGGCGUGCAGGGAGCAUUGUCAACUCAUCAAGCAGACGAUUGUCCCGGAGACGACAGCCGAGAAAGCAGAAAUUAUAGCGGCCAGAGCCCAGCCUGACCUCACCAGACAUAAAGGUGGUUCAACCAAGCGUGAGUUCACCGAUACCUGGGACUAUGGUCGCGGUCAGCUUCUAGUUGACUUCAGUUAUGGUGGUCUCGGAAAUGAUUACGACAACGAGAAAGACUUGGCUGCGUACACACCAUCACUUAGAAAGGCCAAGAUUGCCACUAAAUGCAAGGUGAUUACCGUUUCGGACGACGAUGAGGGCCAGCAAUACGAGGAAAUUAGUACGGUAUUCCCCUUCGACACGCCAAAAAAUCUCGUCCGUAGGAAGACACCGAAGAAGACGAAAGGCCACCAUGUCAAUUCAACCAACGACGACGACGAUAUUGAUGGCGAGGUUCGGAUCUCAUCGCCGUACUUCAGGGAGACAGCACCACGACCAGCCAGCAUUCUCGCUUCUACACCUGCGAAUACGGAUCGCUCUCUCGAGACACUACGAUCCUAG
Molecule: messenger RNA, 1089 nt
Organism: Recurvomyces mirabilis
Lineage: Eukaryota; Fungi; Ascomycota; Dothideomycetes; Mycosphaerellales; Teratosphaeriaceae
Exons: 4
Coding region: 1-1089 (362 amino acids)
Source: RefSeq, a predicted model, not a curated record